Messenger RNA from Glossina fuscipes, 4646 nucleotides. RefSeq names its product probable ATP-dependent RNA helicase spindle-E. Gene Ontology annotation, cellular component: intracellular anatomical structure. The transcript has 19 exons. Gene Ontology annotation, molecular function: ATP binding; RNA binding. The record is from RefSeq and is a predicted model, not a curated record. Bases 37 to 4359 code for a protein of 1440 amino acids. Lineage: Eukaryota; Metazoa; Arthropoda; Insecta; Diptera; Glossinidae.
UGUACAAAAAAGUUGAUUUCUCUUAACCGUGCUCAAAUGGACGAAAUUGAAGAUUUCUUUAAUAUCUCUAAAGAUUUUGUGCCGCGAACAGCCCCUGUAGAAAGACCGAGAGACGAAGUCGCCUCAACCAGUAAAACAGCACUUGAACUGUUAAAGCGGCAUGCCCCGAUUUUUCCUGAGGACUGUAAAACAUUGAAAAAAUUACGUAGACAUGACGAUUGCAAGGAAACUAAUGAAAAAUUGCAUAGAAGUAAUCAAGACCCUGAAGUCGCCAAUUUCAGUAUUGACGAUCUGGGAGAAGAAACCGAGCCUGUUAAAGUCGAUGGUGGUAUUUACGAGCGUUAUGUGUUUGACUUAAAUCGAGAUUCCUCAUUACCUAUAUACGAUGCAAAAGAGAAAAUCAUUGACGCAAUUCGUAAGAAUCCUGUUGUUAUUUUGGAAGGUGACACCGGUUGCGGAAAAACUACUCAGGUUCCCCAAUAUAUUCUGGAUGAAGCUUAUCGUCGACGCGAGUAUUGCAGAAUUAUUUGCACGCAACCGCGAAGAAUAGCGGCCAUGUCUAUUGCUAAACGAGUUUGCAGCGAACGCAAAUGGGAAGAAGGAUCUGUCGUGGGUUAUCAGGUUGGUCUUCACGCAAAUAUAUCUGAUGACACCCAUCUUCUCUACUGUACAACUGGUGUUUUGUUGCAAAAGUUAAUACGUGAGAAGACAUUAUUCCCCUAUACACACGUCAUCUUAGACGAAGUUCACGAGCGUGACCAAGAUAUGGAUUUUUUGCUAAUAAUAGUUCGACGUCUAUUGGUAACCAAUUCGAAAAAUGUUAAAAUUAUUCUAAUGUCUGCCACCAUGGAUGUGCGAGAAUUUUCGCAAUAUUUUAAAAUAUUCAAUAGACCAGCUCCAGUGAUUCACUCUGAUGCACGCCGUUUAUAUCAAGUAAAAGAAUUCUAUUUAUCUGAUUUAGAUCGCAUCAAUACCAAGAAAGCGACAGUGGAUUUUGAGAAUCCCGGAAUUGACGUGGAAAUGUAUAAUUUGGCUUUAAAGCUUAUCAUUGUCAUAGAUAGCAUUGAGAAAAAGGAGGCGGACUUUAAUCCAGACUCAUCGAUGGACGCGAAUAGGAUAGCAAUUCUAAUAUUUUUACCAGGAAUUAAUGAAAUAGAUCAAAUGUAUAAGAGACUGGAACAGUUGAAUGACGCCGACUUGAAUAAAUCAAAAUUAAGCCCAAUUCGUUUACAUUCCAUUAUAUCACCUGAAGAACAAGUAAAAAUAUUCCAUCGACCUCCUCCCGGCUAUCGUAAAGUUAUACUAGCUACCAAUAUAGCUGAAAGUUCUAUAACUGUGCCAGAUAUCAAAUACGUGAUUGAUUUUUGUUUGACCAAAAUUCUGAUAACUGAUACAUCAACGAAUUUUACUACUUUACAAUUACAUUGGGCUUCACGUGCGAAUUGUCGUCAACGCGCCGGUAGAGCGGGGCGCGUAAUGAACGGCCGUGUUUAUCGUUUACUACCACGUCAUUACUAUGAGAAAUACUUGGACGAAUUUAGCACACCAGAGAUGUUACGUUGUCCCUUGGAGAAUGUAGUUUUAAAGGCAAAACUGCUUGAAAUGGGUUCGCCAAGCACGGUGCUUGGUUUAUCCAUGAACCCUCCCAAUUUAAGUGAUAUUCAAAAUACGAUAACUAUUUUAAAAGAAGUCGGAGCCCUGUACAAAUAUGCCAACGAUAUUUACUCUAUUGAAGACGGUGACAUUUCAUUUAUGGGGCGCGUAAUGGCCUUAAUGCCAUUGGAUGUACGUUUAACACGAUUAACGAUUUUGGGCUGGGUUUUCGGUGCUUUAGAGGAGUCUAUAAUUAUUGCUGCUGGUUUGAGUGUUCGGUCUAUUUUUAAAACUCAGCAUUAUAAGCGACAAAACCAAAUAUCGGCUUUCGUACAAAAACUUAAAUGGGCUGAUGGAUCGGGCUCAGAUUUAAUAGCCAUUCUAAAUGCAUAUAAAGAAUGGAGUUCGUUAAGUGAAAGUGAUGAAGGGCGUGAUGAACACGAUGAGCUAUCUUGGGCUGGUAGAAAUUUCGUAAAUAUACGCAGUAUUAGGGAAAUGCAUUUAUUAGUCAUUGAGCUGAAAGAGCGUUUGGCGGCGUUCGGGAUUAAAAAAAAUCCCACUUACCGAAUAAUUUCAAGUAGCUUGGAUUGGGAGAAGGCCAUGAUUUUAAAGAUUAUUAUUAGCGGUGCUUUCUAUCCCAAUUAUUUUACACGCUCUAGAAUAACCCGGCCUGAAAAAGAAAGAUCCAUUUAUCAUACGUUGUGCGGCCACGAUCCAUGUAAUACUGUAAUGUUUUCAAAUUUCGAAGCACGACAUAUAGGCGAGCUGUAUACUGGACGAAUAAAAGAGCUAUUUAAAGAUGUUGAUAUCGAACCGGAAAAGAUUGACGUACAUUUUCAGUCAGGCUCUGAAAAAGUGUUUAUUGUUUUUAAAGAUAGAAUCAUUGGUGGUAAUGAUAACGAGGAUGAUCAAAUAAAAACGCCCGGUUUAGUAGACGUUAAUGUCUAUAAAGCCUUGCGAUUACGUUCAUUAAAUAUACGCCACCAAAUAAAUGUUAUGAACUCGAAAGAAGGGGAAUAUGCUGAAAGAUAUGGUUUGGGAAAUAUGUGCGAUGGUACGUUUAAACCGACCGAUAGGCAUAUUCAAAAUGUGGAAUUAGUAGUUUUACCCUCGGUUUUCCAGAAAAACAUAACCGGGUACAUAACUCAUAUUGAGACAUGUAGUAAAUUCUAUUUCCAACCUAUAUCGGAGAUGCCGCGUUUGCGCGAAAUAGAUGAACUAUUAAACGAUCCAAAUGAGCUUCAGAAGUGUCGAUUUUCGAAUGCUGCUGAAAUAAAAAAUGGCAUGUUUCUCUCGGCUCAUUUUGAGGAGAAAUUUCACCGGGCCAAAGUGUUAAAUGUGAUUCAUGUUUCGCGUCAACAUACACAAUUUAAGGUACAUUUCAUCGAUUUCGGUAAUAAGUCAAUUGUCAAAUUAGACGAUUUGCGACGUUUUUCUAAUUACUCCAAACAUUUGGCUGAUAUACCCCCACGUUUAUUCCAAUGUCGUCUGGCCUUAGUAGAAGCUUCGGCUGUAUUAUCUCCUACUGAGAAGUGGGUAGACGAAGCGAUGGUAUUGAUGCAAGAACAUGCCGAUGCUGGUCCAACAGAAAUUGAGGUGUAUUCCUUGAUUAAGGGAGUUGCCAAUGUGAUCGUCAAGAAAGAGGAUAGCUCUUUGAAUGAGACUCUUGUGGAGAAGGGCUUAGCGCGAAACUCGGAUGAAAAUCUAAUGUCUAAGACUGACCACGAUUUCCGCUUACGCAAACAAUCAGUUGCAAAUCGAUUUUUAGACGAUGAACAUUCAAGGCAAAAUGAGGAUUAUUUACGCUCUUUACAUCCCGAAUUGGACGUGAACAUUCAACCUCCCCCUAAACAACUAUGCACAAGAACACUGCAUUUGCGAGGGCCUUUCAGUCCCAUCGAAACAAAUAUAUAUAGUGCAACAAGUGUAGGCAAUUGUAAAGCCGUACAAGCGGAACGAGAUUCCGUCAAUUUUAUGUUAAUCGAUCCUGAUCCUAAAGAUGCCUAUGAACGUCUAACCGUCGCUGCAGGUAUUACGGAAUCCCCGAAUGGCGAUAACCUGGUCAUACGGGGUACGACUUUAAUGCCAAAUAUCCAUGGGUUUUGUGCUUUAAUGACCUUACUAUUUUGCCCAACCAUGCAACUAAAAUGUAAUAAAGAGCACACGAAAUAUGUCUCAAUUAUUGCUGGCUUAGGCUGCGAUGAGGAAACCUUUGAAUCCCUCUACAAGGAACAUGAUAUAGUACUGAAUUUGGAUGUAGAUUUGUUACCAGAUGAUAUAGAAUUGAUUAAUCAAAUUCGAUAUUCAAUGGAUACAAUAUUGUUCACAAAACCCAAUCAAGAACGGCCUGCCAUCCACCAGAAGGAAUGCGAAAAGCUAACGGCUAAAAUUCAAAAGCUCAUUUUCAGACUUUUAAGUAAAAAUCGCAAAUAUACUGACGUCACCGGCGGUCCUAACGACAAUAAAUGGCAAAAGCUUGCUGAAGAAACGAUUACAGAUUCUACAGAUUUAUAUGGUAAACGUUCGCUUUUUCCGCCUUUACUCGCUCCCCGAUUAUAUGACGAAAAAUAUGAUCGCAUCCAUUCGUUGACUUCGCAUUGCGAAGAACUGCACCGUUUACGACAAUUCGACGGAAAUAUUAAUUCAACUACUUGCCUGCUGUGCCAAGAGUCUCUCGAAAAUAUUACGCACUUACGCAUUCAUCUUCUAUCUCAACAACACCGUGAUCGUGAACAUCAAAUCCGUUUUAAGGCGCCAGCCAUUUAAGUUGAUAAGGAAAUUGUCGCGAAUGAAGUAAUUCAUUACAUUAGUAUAUUUUUCCUUUUAAAUAAUUUUGCUUUCUAAUUUUAUGAUUAAAUAAUCUUAAUGCUAUCGAAUUGUUUGAUUGGAAAAUUUUUUUUUCGUUGUUCCCAUUGAAAUACUUUAUGGGAACUUUUUGACGUUGAGGAAAGAGCAACAUAGCCGUUUUCAUAAUUAAAAGCAGUCGUAUUACUCACCUGGCGACUACGAUACUACAAUCAAGGGACCUAAUCCUUAACCUAACCAAGAGAUAG